AUGGCGGGAAAUAGCAACAUCAACCCCAUCAUUGCCAUCGCAGGAAAGGGCUCUCAAUACGUGGAGAGCCUCGUUUAUGAGAGCAAAGGCGACACGGGCGCAGAGGUCUUGAAGCAAUCGGCCACCCCCGGCGGACAGAUUGACUUUGUACUGCCCAAUGACCUAGAAGUAUCGCCGGCGAUCAAAUCGAUUACUUCCAUUGGAUCCGUGCAUAAUCAACCUGAGUUCGAGGAUAACCAGGAACUUGGAUUUGUUUUCUCUCGAUAUUUUACCCGGGCGUUGAACUCUGGCAAUCUCUCCGGUCAUCCCUGCGAAGUUAGGCCGCGCGGCCUGGAGGGUGUUGAAGAAGUCUUGAAAGAUUUGAAAGCCGGAAGGACAAGCGCUACCAAGUUCAUUUUUCGUAUUGCGGAUGCACAGGGAGUUAUUUUGAUGUCGAUCAAAUUCAGGUUGUAG
Aspergillus chevalieri is the source of this 453-nucleotide messenger RNA. RefSeq lists its product as uncharacterized. The record is from RefSeq and is a predicted model, not a curated record. Bases 1 to 453 code for a protein of 150 amino acids. The transcript is spliced from 2 exons. Lineage: Eukaryota; Fungi; Ascomycota; Eurotiomycetes; Eurotiales; Aspergillaceae. Gene Ontology annotation, molecular function: oxidoreductase activity, acting on NAD(P)H.